GUAAAUAAAUACAGUAAAAAAUAAAGGAAAUAAAUACUUUUUUAAAUAAAAGAAAAACGUACUAAAAACAAUUAAGAAAUAAAGAAAGAUGAGUGAACCCAAUGCGACCAUAGAGGCAGAGGCAGACAAAAAAUACAGAAUACAAGCGGCCGCAUUUUUAGGUUUAGUAGGAGGCAUAUCAGCGUUAUUUGGAUUUUCCCGUACAUUGGGUAAAGCGAAAAAGUCUGAAUCAAAAUUAAUAGAAAAGGGUGGCACAAAAUCGUUAAUUUUACUAGACGAGGGGUCAGCUUUAGCCAUGAGAGCCUUAGGAUGGGGCACCUUGUAUGCUGUGCUGGGUACUGGAGCAUUUUGUUUUGGUGUGUGGAAACUAUCGGGGGCAAAGAAUAUGGAAGAAUUUCGUUUAAAAAUGGGUCAUAGUUUGCCAAAACUUAGCAGCAAUGAGCCACCUACCAGCCGCACAGAUUUCGAGAGUUUAACCGAUCUAAUGAAAUAUUUAGCCGCCUGGGGCAAGGAAUGAGUUAUAAAAUAAAUUCUUAAUUUUUUUUAGAGAAAUAGACACUCUUUUUAGCAGAGUAACCCGUAAUACUUUUUAAUUUUAAACAAUUUACAUUUUAUUAACAUUUUUUGUUCUUUUUUCAUUGUUGCUUCCAAGAUUUUUACAUAAAAACUAAUGUCCUUAAUCA
Lucilia cuprina (Australian sheep blowfly) is the source of this 683-nucleotide messenger RNA. RefSeq names its product transmembrane protein 242. The record is from RefSeq and is a predicted model, not a curated record. The coding region runs from base 89 to 517 and encodes 142 amino acids. Lineage: Eukaryota; Metazoa; Arthropoda; Insecta; Diptera; Calliphoridae. The transcript is spliced from 3 exons.